This is a messenger RNA of Closterium sp. NIES-67, 4758 nucleotides long. NCBI's taxonomy places the organism in Eukaryota, Viridiplantae, Streptophyta, Zygnematophyceae, Desmidiales, Closteriaceae. The record is from the annotation of a GenBank genome assembly.
AUAUGGAGUUGGGACCUUUGGGGGUUGGGGAAAUUUGUCACUCACUGUAACAGCUGCAAAUUGGUUGGGAACAACCAAGCUAGGUUGGCAAGGGUGGCCAACUUGGAUGGAUUGGUUGGGAAGGGACAAAUGUCAAAGUUGGGGUUCCUAUAGGGAGGGAAUCUUUGUGCUUAUGGGGUUUCCUUGAUUCUUGAACUUUGAUUGAACCUUUGAGAUUGAGUUAAGUUCUCCUCCUACAGCUUACCCCCUAAUGCGUCGAAAGUCAUAGCGUCGCGAAUACUUCAUCAAUCAACGUGAUUCAAAUUGGAAACGGUAGCUGAGAUUAAGAGCUACAACAUAUCCAAGUUUCGCGACAUUCCAACGGCUAGUUUUUUGUCGACGUUGUUUCUUGUGAAGACGACUUUUCUGUCCAGAAUUUCGGAUUUAUAUUUUGAGUAAUUCUAGUUCCUAAGUUCACCUAGACUCCGUCCUUAAUUCUAACAAGUGGUAUCAGAGCGAUAUUAAGGACAUUGAGAGGAGUCUACAGAAGUGUGAAGACCCUUCUAGACCCACCAUGGCCUGUGGGUGUGCCUAAGUGGUGUUCUAAAUGUUGGAUGUGUCUUCCGCUAAGGGGAAACUCUGCCGAAAUUUCGUGGACGCCGAUACUUGUGAAAAUAUCGAGGGAGCUGAGUGUGGACAGCAAAGGGGAGCUGAAAUUCGUCAUUUCUCAAGGAGAAGAUGAAUGAGAGAGGAGGAGAUGCUAAUGGAAGAGGAGCUGUAGCUGAGAAGGCAAGUGAGCCGCCGCCAUCAAAAGUUGAAGCUUUGGAUGGCUCCAACUAUGAGGAAUGGAGCGGACGGAUGAGGAGUGCCUUCAAACGCUACAAGCUACUGAAGAUUGCUGUUGGGGAAGAGAAGAUGCCGGAAGAAGGCGAAGCACGUGAACGCAGGCCGGAGGGAUGGUCACCUCCAUGCAUGAAGCCGCCAAGUGGUGAACGCGCACAAGGUGGCGCUGUGCAAGGCUCAGGUGCACAAGGUGAAGGUGCACAAGGUAACGCCUAUCCUGGGAUGUAUCUCAUGGUUGAGGAUGUGCAUGGGCAUGAGGGUGAUGUGGGAUCUGUGGGAAAGGUUGUGAUGCACCCUCUCACACACUGGGUGAUUGAUUCGGGUUGCACCAGUCACAUGACUCCACGGGCAGAUUUGCUUGAUGAGGUAAAACCCCCUGGGAAGAUUAAGUAUGUGGCAGCAGCGUCAUGUGCUUUGCUCCCCGUGAUUGGUGUUGGGAAUGCCAAGGUUAAGGGAGCUAAUGGGGAGCUUGUGGGGCUUGGGAAUGUUCUGCUGGUUAAAGGCUUGUCUGCUAACCUUCUCUCUGUGCGGCGACUGCAGAAGAGUAAGGCCGAAGUGACCUUUGGACCAACCAGCUGCCGUGCUAAGCUUGGGAAGAAGGUGCUGUGGAGUCUGGAAGAGGAGACCAGCUGCAUCAAGGACCUGUGGCAGCUGCCCAUCAUCCCUUGGAAUGGGAAGACUCCAACAGCAGCAACGGCAGCAGCGGCAAAGGCAACAGCAGGAGGAGAUGCAACUGCACCAACUGAUGGGGUCCUGGAAGCAGUCAAGAAAGUGCAGAAGCAGCAGACACAUGGUGAGGUGCUUGCUGGUGUGGAUGCGAGUGCGGCAUGGGCUAAGGCUUCAUCAAGGAGUGGAGAGGCCGAUUGGGAGACAUGGCAUGAGAGGUUGUGUCAUGUGAACUUCCCUAUGCUGCAGAAGUUGGUGAAGAAUGGGAGCCUGAAGGGCUUGGAGGUGAAAGGGGAAGUGAAGGAGAUUGGGAGCUGCCCUACAUGCUUGGAGACCAAGUUCUCCAAGUUCCCCUUCAACAGUGCAACAGGACCAGCCAAGACCCCACUUGCACUUGUGCACAUGGAUGUGGUGGGGCCCACAAGAGCCCCUUCCCUCUCAGGCAGCCGCUAUUUCUUGACAAUUGUGGAUGACCACACUCGGGCAGUGUGGGUUUACGCUUUGAACAGCAACGGGGAGGUGGCAGCGGCUGUCCUUAAGGAGUGGAUGCCUAGAGCUCAGAGGGAAUGCGGACACAAGGUGAAGGUGAUCCGCAGUGACAAUGGUGGGGAGUUCAUUGGAGCUGAUUUUGAGGGGGAGUUGAAGAGGAAGGGGAUCCAGCAUCAACGGACAGUGCCCUACAAUCCGCAGCAGAAUGGCGUGGCUGAGAGGUUCAACAGGACCCUGCAGGAGGGGGCACGCACUCUCCUUGGGCGUGCAGGGCUACCUGAUCCGUUUUGGGUGUCUGCACUGAGGCAGGUCGCCCUUGUGAAGAAUAGGGUGCUGGCUACAGUUGGGGAUAAGGAGUGGAUCCCAUAUACCAAGUGGUAUGGGAGUGCUCCAGCUGUGAAUAUGCUGAGGGCAUUUGGGUGCAUGGUAGUGUUUCAUGUGCCUAAGGAGGAAAGAGGGAAGUUGGAGGCUUCUGGAAGAUGGGGUGUGCACUUGGGGAUUGCAAAGGAUCACAAGGGAUGGCUGCUAUGGGACUUGACCAUCCAGAAGCUGACAGUGUCAAGGGAUGUGAAGUUUCUUGAGUCCCUGUACUAUAAGGAAUGGAAGCAGCAGCAACAGAAGCUUCCAUCUACACCACUCAUUGUGGAGGCAGAUGAGUUGCAGCAGCCUUCAAGGCAGGUGGAGGUUGCAGUGUCUGAGGAGGAGAUAUCUGGGGUGACUGAAGAAGGGGGAGCAGCUGAAGUGGAGCAGCAACAGCAACAUGAGUCUCCACCUCGAGUUCCACAGCCGCCUGAGCGACCUAGGAGGGAUGUGCGCCCUACUGUGAGGCUGACCUAUGGGGGAAGAGGCAAGCCAAAUGUGGUGCAGGCUGGGAGUGUGGUUGAGCAGAUUGAGGAAGAUGAGAUCGCUCACUGCUACUGGGCACCAAUCCCUGAGCCCAAGACUCGAGAGGAGGCCUUGAAUGGACCAAAUGGGGAGAAGUGGAAGGCGAGUGAGGAUGAGGAGUUCGGGUCCCUGAUUGAAAACGAGACAUGGGACCUGUGUGACUUGCCUCCUGGGAAGAAGGCAAUCACUUCCAAGAUGAUCUACAGGCACAAGUAUGGACCUGAAGGGGAGCUGACCCGCUACAAGUCUAGGCUUGUGGCACGGGGGUUUCAGCAGACAAAGGGGAAGGACUAUGAUGAGGUGUUUGCUCCUGUGGGGAAAGGAACAACACUGAGGGUGCUGUUGGCGAUAGCUGCACUCCUGGGAUGGAAGAUACGGCAGAUGGACAUUGUGACUGCCUUUCUGAAUGGGAUCAUUCUGGAGGAGGUGUACAUGAAGCAGCCAGAGGGGCUGGAUGAUGGGAGCGGCAGGGUCUGCAGGCUGAAGAAGGCCAUCUAUGGCCUUAAGCAGGCGCCUCGUGCAUGGUAUCACAAGUUGGAGGAGGCGCUGUUGGCUGGGGGUUUCAAGAAGAGUGAGUGUGACCCCAGCCUGUUCCUGCUGCAGGAGAAGGAUGAAAUCCUCAUGCUCUUGGUGUACGUGGAUGAUAUCCUUCUCUUUUCUGCAUCAACUGCUUUGCUGGACAGUGCAGAGCAGAUGCUGGAGAUGCAGUUCAAGUGUUCCAAGAUGGGUGAGGUGAAGUACUACUUGGGGAUGCCUGUGGAGAGAGAUGUGGAGAAGGGUGUGCUGAGGUUGCACCAGAGGAAGUACUGUGAGGGGCUGGCUGAGAAGUAUGGGCUGCAAGAUGGGGGAAAGCCAGCAACACCACUACCUUCGGGGUUCACUGUGGAGCCAUGUGCUGAUGAGGAGGUAGUGGGUGAUAGUGACAGGAAGCUGUUUCAUUCGAUGGUUGGGUCGCUGAAUAUUGCUGCAAAUCAUACACGGCCUGACAUUGCAUUUGCUACAUCACGAUUGGCUAGUGUGGUCUCACGCCCUAGUCAUGAGCAGCUGGAAGCGGCCAAGAGGUUGGUCCGCUAUGUGAGCGCUACGGCAUCAGUGGGAUUGGAGUACAGUGGAGUGAGGCAGCGGUUGCAGAGAGGUGCUGCAGAUGUGAAGAGUGGAGAGAUGCUCUUGAGUUGCUAUACUGGCGCUAGCUUCAACUCAGUGAAAGCGGAUGGCACUUGCAUUGGGGGUUAUGUGUGCUUGCUAGGAGGUGGUGCUGUGAGCUGGCGCAGCAAGAAGCAGAAUGAGGUGGGAUUGUCCUCAUGUGAGACUGAGUACAUGGCCUUACACCAUGGGGCCAAGGAAGUGGUGUGGCUGAUGCGCUUGUUAGAGGAGUUGGGAGUUGGUCAGGAGGAGCCGACAGUUGUGUUCUGUGACAAUGAGUCUGCUGUGAAGCUCGCCAAGAAUGCUUGUCUGCAUGGGCUGACAAAACACAUAAGGCCUAAGUGGCACUGGGUGAGGAGACUCCUUGAUAAGGAGGUGCGGCUGGAGAUAGUGAAGACCCAUCAGCAGGCAGCAGAUAUUUUCACCAAGCUUGUGGGGUGACUCUAUAUGGAGUUGGGACCUUUGGGGGUUGGGGAAAUUUGUCACUCACUGUAACAGCUGCAAAUUGGUUGGGAACAACCAAGCUAGGUUGGCAAGGGUGGCCAACUUGGAUGGAUUGGUUGGGAAGGGACAAAUGUCAAAGUUGGGGUUCCUAUAGGGAGGGAAUCUUUGUGCUUAUGGGGUUUCCUUGGUUGAGGACUCUCUUGGGACCUUCCCUCUCAUCCCUCUCUUCUAUCCCAACAUUUCUCUUGCUCCUCUAAUUCCUUGUGAGAUUCUUGAACUUUGAUUGAACCUUUGAGAUUGAGUUAAGUU